AUGGCACCCAUCAGGACCUCUCAGGCAAGCACAAGGCCGAGAAGGUCCAUCCAGCCCGUCAAUGGCUACUACACCUUGAAGUCAGACCUCGACAUCAUGCCCUCAACACCGCUCGACGGCGAACCGCCCCUCAAGAGAAUGCGCACAUCCCGAUCUGCAACCUCGACUCGAUCGCGAUGGAUACCCGGCGGAAGAGGUGGAGGCGGCAGACACAUCGACGUCGACGCUGGUGAACUUCCUUCACCGACCCCAAGGACCCCUGCUACCGUCGGGCGUCCGAGAGCUAGACGAGGUCGACCACCCAAGCACGAGAAGAAAGCACAACCGCAGAAGACACCUCGCACUUCUGCCAGAAGCGCUAAUCGAGCCAACACACAACGCCCUCGGUACAGUACUGCUGCUGCCGCAGCGACCGCGGCUACCGCGCAUGGUGACGGUUACAAACCUCGAGAAGAGCGCGGUUGGGAGGAGUUCCACGCUGACCUCGAUCUCGACGCCGAGUUCGCCAUAAUUCCAUCCGCCGAGAUCGACGGCACCGUCAAAGUCGAUGCCGCUGACGAUGAAGACGCUGUCAACGGCUUCACGAAAACAGCCAGUGGCAGAAAUACCCCAACGAAAAAGCGUGGCAGACCCAGUGGUAGGAGGACGGACUCAAUGUUGAAAGCGCUAGCCAUCCCAGAAACUCCCAAGAUUGUCCCUCUGCCCGGCCCGAAUCCUCGAGAACGAUUGACAUUACCCAAGCCAUCGUUCCGUGAGCUUGACCCAUUCGGCGUAUACGAAGAAGGCAUUAAUUAUGUCGACAAAACUAUGGCGAGUGUUGGGUACCAAGAGUCGGAACUGUUUUCGAGACCCGAUCGCGCCAUGAUCCGCCAGACGGAAGGUUCAGCUGAGGAGGACCUGGACCUGAGUCCCGAUCUUCUUGUGAACGUCGAGAAUUCCGCCAUCGGCUCAUCUGGCGUGGGAAGAGUCGAAUAUGAUAUGGAUGAACAAGACGUCAAAUGGCUCGACAUGCUCAACAAGACCAGAGUAGCCGACGGCGCUCUACCCAUCAAGCCGGCCAUCUUCGAGGUGACCAUGACAAAGAUCGAGAAAGAGUGGCACGCCUUGGAGAAGCGAAUACCAAAACCGAAUCCGAAAGCCCCGCAGACUCAGCGGCCGCGAUCAAGUAGUGCAGCGGCCGUCAAUGGUGAGCCCGCAGGUGAAGAAGGCGAUACCAAAUGUGUCAUUUGUGACGAUGGUGAUGCCGAGAACGCCAACGCGAUUGUUUUCUGCGAUGGCUGCGAUCUGGCUGUGCACCAGGAAUGCUAUGGGGUGCCAUUCAUACCGGAGGGUCAAUGGCUGUGUCGGAAAUGCCAGCUCGUUGGCAACUCCAGGCCGUCUUGCAUCUUCUGCCCGCACGAAGGUGGUGCUUUCAAGCAGACUAACAACGCUAAAUGGCCCAUCUCUUUUGCGCCAUUUGGAUUCCGGAAGUCACCAUUGGCAAUCCGUCACUUAUGGAGCCUGUCACAGAUGUCGAGAAGGUUCCGCCAAGCAGGUGGAAGCUACUCUGCUAUAUCUGCAACCAAGCCAUGGGAGCUGGCAUCCAGUGCAGCGACGGCCGCUGUUAUCGUGCUUUUCAUCUCACGUAACACCUUGAUCGAACAAAGCGCUUUACGAGGAUUCUGUCAUCAGCACUCUCCGAAUGAUUGGAAGGCCGAUCACAACACCGACAAAGCCUACGACUCAACAGUUAAUUAUUGCAAGAACCAUUUCAAGGGUCAAGUCUGGGCCGACAGCAGAGCCUCUGCUCUGGCCAUCAAUGAAGGGCCUGCUCAUGGUACGGAGAAAGGACCCCUCAAAAUUACACUUCCAAACAAAAGAGGGCAAAAGCCGAAAACAAUUUGGAAGUUGCCCUCUGGAGCCCCAGUAAUUCCCGAAGUCAUCCUCAACUCCAUCGAAGCAUCUCUGGUUCGCUUCAGCGUCAACAAGAAAAAAGAAUAUGUGUCGGAGCUUUGCAAGUAUUGGACAUUGAAGCGAGAGGCUCGCCGCGGAGCAGCACUACUGAAGAGACUGCAGCUUCAAAUGGACACCUUCAGCUCGUUUGAGGUCACGCGUCGGGACUACAAGGCUCAAGGUGCAGCCGGCCGUGCUCGACUGGACCGGCGCAUCGAGUUUGCCGAGACUCUUGAGAAGGAUCUUGAGCGUAUCAAGGCUCUGUGCGAGCUCGUGAAACAACGGGAGGACGCGAAGAUCGCAGAAGCCCGCUUACUCAAGGACGUGGUCAAUAUUGUGUACUUUCCCAUCCUGCCAUUGCUUGACACCGUCCUCCAGAAAGCAAUCAAGCAUGAUAAGGAGAGCACUUAUAGGAACGACCUCUCGGACCUUCAGACUCGCAUACAAAGUGGCGAAUUUACCUCCAUCACGUCAUUUUCGAAAUCCUUUGCCCAAAUAUUCGCAGACCGACUAAAGUCCAAUGCUGCGACAUUCGCGGAGAUCAUGCAGCAAGUCAGCGGCAGACGUCCUGACGACUCGACUCCAGAACAGACAGAGCUACGCGCCAAGGCACGGAACAUUCUCCGAGCAUGCCAGCCUUUGCUGGAAGAUGCAUUGAGGAAGGAGUCAGAGCUGACAGGACGACCCUUCGAACAGCAGAUGAAGGAGCUCGAUGAGGCUCUCAUUUCACGGCGUAAUUCCAUUAACGGACCAAACGGGAUCAGCACCCCUGAUCUCCAGGACGUCGAAAUGCCAGACGCUGAUGCGGAGGGUGCGUCCACAGAAGAUUUGAACGGGCCCAAGACCAACGGCAGUCCUAAGAAGUCGGGAGCAGGUCCUGCUGCCAGUACGCCACCGGCUUCCACCAAUGGACUUAACAUCUCCCAGACCAACGGCGAAGUGGCUCAGCCAGUCGCUGAAGUGUCCAUCAGCGGCGAACCGCCAACGCCGCCCAUGAGCACUGAAGGCCAGGGCGCUCAUCCAAGCCUGUCUAGCGGCGGUAUUCCCUGGUACGUGGAAGCCUUCGACCCAUUUGGCACCACUAUCUACGAAGAACGAUGGACCGGCCAACAAGUACUGCGUGAGAUGUCCGAGGAGCUUAGCGAGAUGGAUGAGGACGAAUUGCAAGAACUCGGUCCCGAAGACGACAUCACGAUGACCGGGCUUGCUGUCGGAGGCGCAGUCGUUGUUGGGAAUGAUGACGCUCUGCCAAAUGGGACUGCAAAUAAGAAAUCAAACAAGUCGAGGAGUCGCAAGAGCAAUGGUUGGAGUAAGGCGGGGAAACCUAGGAGGUACAGAUAG
Molecule: messenger RNA, 3273 nt
Organism: Cyphellophora attinorum
Lineage: Eukaryota; Fungi; Ascomycota; Eurotiomycetes; Chaetothyriales; Cyphellophoraceae
Product: NuA3 HAT complex component NTO1
Exons: 4
Coding region: 1-3273 (1090 amino acids)
Biological process (GO): regulation of transcription by RNA polymerase II
Source: RefSeq, a predicted model, not a curated record